Messenger RNA from Macrosiphum euphorbiae (potato aphid), 1734 nucleotides. The record is from the annotation of a GenBank genome assembly. NCBI's taxonomy places the organism in Eukaryota, Metazoa, Arthropoda, Insecta, Hemiptera, Aphididae.
AUGAAAAUUAUUGUUAUAAUAUUUGUAUUUUUUAUUUCAUCUUCAUCUUCAAUACUUGUAGAAUUAUUCCAGUCAAUUUAUGGACAGUAUCUACAACAAGGAAUUCCUUUUAGGGAAAAUACUUUUUUAGGUAAUAAACCAAUAUUACGUGAGUAUGAUUUUAUUGUCAUUGGAGCAGGUCCAGGAGGCAGUGUCGUUGCAAACCGUUUAUCUGAACAGUCAAAUUGGUCAGUACUAUUAUUGGAAGCCGGUCAAGAUGAAUCUGUAUAUACAGAUAUACCAGGAGCAACGGGAUUUUUAGAAGCAACAGACUAUAAUUGGGGUUAUACCGCUGAGCCAGAAAAAAACGGUUGUCUAGGUUUUAAAAAUAAUCGUUGUCCAUGGCCAAAAGGAAAAGGCAUGGGAGGAUCAUCAAUUAUAAAUGCCAUGUUUUACACAAGAGGAAAAAAAGAAGAUUAUGAUACAAUUGCAGCACUAGGAAAUGAUGGUUGGGCUUACAAUGAUGUAUUGCCAUAUUUUUUAAAAUCUGAAAACAAUUCAGUACCAGAAUAUCAAAAUUCACCUUUUCAUUCACAAAAAGGAAAUUUACACGUUGAACGUGUCAGAUAUCAUUCACCGCUCGCUGACAAAUUUAUAGAAGCUGGCGGAGAAUUAGGAUUAAAUAAAAAUAUUGAUUUUACAGUUAAUCCGGAAAAUGGAGUAUCACGUUUACAAGUCACAACUCUAAAUGGACACAGAGUAAGUGCAUCUAAAGCCUAUAUUCGCCCAGUCAAAAAUCGACAAAAUCUCCAUGUGGCUAUAUUCAGUCAAGUAACAAGAAUACUUAUUGAUCCAAAGACUAAAAAAGCGACAGGAGUCGAAUUUAUUAAAAAAGGAAAACAUAGAACAGUAUAUGUUAAAAAAGAAGUUAUUUUAUCUGCCGGUGCAAUAAACUCUCCACAAUUACUUAUGUUGUCAGGUGUUGGACCAAAAGAUCACUUAAAUAAUCUUGGUAUUCCAGUAAUUCAAGAUUUACCAGUAGGCCAAAAUUUACAAGAACACUAUGGCACAGUCGCAUUGGAAUUCAUAGUAAAUCAAACAGGUCCAUCACUCAACAAGCAAACUAUAUCAAAUAUUCAUUUAUUUGAAGAAUGGUUCAAAUAUGGACGAGGACCACUUACGGUACCAAUGGGGGUAGAUGGUUUAGGCUAUAUAAGAUCACCAUCCGGCAAAGAGAUUGAAUUAAUAUUUGCUCCUUUAACGGAAAAACCAAAUGCGUUCCUCAUAGCUACUUUGUUGUUACAACCAGAUGCUCGUGGAAGCGUAACUUUGAAAAAUAAUAACUCAUUGCAUCCACCCAUUAUGUCUUAUGGUUAUUAUGACAGUAAUACUGAUCUAGAAGACAAUGUAUAUGCACUUAAAUAUGCAGUUAAAUUGGUAGAAGAAACACAAGCAUUUAAAGAUGUGGCAGCCAAACUUAACCCAGAACCAUACCCAAAUUGCAGGCACGUAGUAUUUAGAUCGGAUGAUUAUUGGGUGUGUUUAUCAAAACACUUGACAAAUACUUAUCAUCAUCAAUGCAGUACGUGCAGGAUGGGCGAUGUUGUAAACAAUAAAUUACAAGUAAUUGGUAUUCAAGGAUUAAGAGUAGUAGACAGUUCAGUACUUCCCCAUAUUCCUAGUGCACAUCUUUACGCCCCUACUUUAAUGGUUGGCGAAAAAGCAGCAGAUAUGAUUCGGAGUUAUUGGUCAUAG